Messenger RNA from Penaeus vannamei (Pacific white shrimp), 2406 nucleotides. The record is from RefSeq and is a predicted model, not a curated record. Lineage: Eukaryota; Metazoa; Arthropoda; Malacostraca; Decapoda; Penaeidae.
AUAUAUAGAUUUUUAUACACGCAUUUAUCUCGGUGUCUUUGUAUAUACACAUAUUUUUACACAGGUGUUCAUGUAUAAUUUGUUUAUGGAAAUUAAUUUCUUAGAAAGUAAACUGUUUUUCUGAUAGUAUCAUAGACAAAAAAUUUGAGUAAGAUGCUUGCUGUGAAAACUACAUGUUAGAUGAAUUGAAGACCUCUUUUAAGGCAUAGAUGAAGUGUGAAUUUCAGAUUAAAGCUUCCAUAGAUAGUCUCCAUGAUAAUAUGGGUAUAUACACUUUGGAGAAUUUAUUAUUGACAAGGUUAGUUUUUUACACUGUUAUGAUGCUUUUUGAAUUAUUAGCAAAGGAAAGUUUGAAAGUGGAAAUACAGAAUUUGGAAGGAAAACAUUUACUAAAUAAUGCUUUUAAUCUAGCAUUAGAUAGUCAUAUAUUAUUGAGAAGUAUCACUAUAGAUUUUAUUUAGAAGUUGGCACACAUUGAGAACUCAGAGAUGUUAAAGAAGAAACAAUUAAUUGAAAAUGCAGUUGAAGGAAGAAAGAUUAAUGACCAGUUGUCUUAACUAUUUGCAAGUAAACUAAAACCCCAGAGUACUACCAUUACAAAAUCCGUUUGGUUAUAACAAUUUAGUGAAUGCAGACCUUGAAAUGAAGUUUGUUUGGAAAAUCUCAAGAUGUGAUGUGAAGGGUACAAGAUUUUUUGGCAUAAAUGUAGUAUGCAAAAACACUUGAGUGAGGUAUCUGUUAAUAAUUUAACGGUUAGGUGAGCUUUUAUUUUAUUAUUAUCAUUAUUAUUAUUUUUUUACUCUGCAUUUCUUUUGUAGUUUUUUUUUUUCUUAUCAUUUGCAAUUAUUUUUUUAUACCAUUGCAAGAAGCUGUUGUAGAUACUCCCCCAACCUUUGUUUUUUGAUGAAAGAUGUAUUAUACUAUAUUUGAAUAGUAGGAAAUGCUAUGUUGAUAUAAGCAGUAAUAUCUGGAAAAUUUGAUUAUGGAGGAAAGGGUCGCUUGUGUAAAAGAUAACAAAUUAUACUGACUUGAUAGUUCAUUGAUUAUUUGGCUUAUAUAUAAAUCGUAGCCUAUAUGAUGCUUCCUUUUUUUAUCUUUGCUUUCAAGCGUAGACUGCAGUGCUAAAGAAUAAAUUGGUGACUGGGAUAUUUAAGAGACUAUGGAGUGGAUGGGUUGUUGGUGGUGUCUAAGUGGUGGUGUUUGUUGCAGGGGCGGGCAGGGCUGGACGCGGCGCUCAUAGCCAUGGGUGGGCGGACACAUCGCGGCUCAUAUGAUACCCGCCGGCCACACCACUGCUCAUUCUGUGGAAAGCGCUUCCUGAAUACAAGUCAUCUUCGUGAUCAUCUCCGCCUCCACACUGGAGAGCGUCCCUUCUCCUGCCGUACUUGUGGUCGUUCAUUUGUUCAGCGGCAGCAUCUACGGCAACAUGAACGUGCUGCCAAGUGCUCCAUACCUAUGUGCCUCACCUGCAAUCAGAGUUUUUCAUCUAGGGAUGCACUCACGUUACACAUGAGGAUGCAUCUCAUGCCACCCCCCAAUACCACCUCCACCACUACCACCACCACAACCACUUUUCCUCAGUUGAAGAGAGGCCUGACAUAUAUUUGUGUAUCGUUACAGACGAUGCGGUUAAUACUUGGGGAGUUGGGUGAGGCAGGUGGCGGGGCGCCGUUUGCUGACGGGGGAGGCGGAUACCCUCGGCGGGGACACCCCACUACAUCGAGCGCUGAAGCGAAUGUGGCUCCAGCGGUGGCUCCUGACCUUGACAUCUUGGAAUAUUGCUUAAGUGAUGCUGUAGGUGAUCAACUGCCUGUUGAACCUAGAUCCCCAAGGCACAAUACUCCUCGCACAGUGGGGGCGAGUGGUGUAGGGGACCAAGCAGUGGUGACAGGGGCCUUGCUAUAUCAGUGCAGACCUUUUGCAUGUCGAUUUUGUGCCAAACGUUUCAAAAGGAAAGAUCACCUUGUUGAACAUGAGCGAACCCAUACUGGAGAACGACCAUAUGUUUGCAGUGUGUGUGGUAAAAGUUUUGCAAAGAAAACUAAUCUGAAUACACAUUCCCGAAGCCAUCACCAGCAGCAGUACUGCCACCACCUCCAGGCCUCUUAAAUAGAACAUGAAUAUAUUGUUUCCACAUAUGUCUCAAGAAGAUUAUUAUAUAUUCUCAGUCAUGCAGUUCAACACCCCUGCCAAUUUCUGUAAUUGUCAUCUGUAGUAUGCAAGACUUUUUUUCCAUCAUAUAUAUAUAUAUAUAUAGAUAUGGAUAUAUAAUUUCUGAAAAAUUUGCUUACAUUUUUUAAUGUGAAAUAUCUGUCUUAUUUUAUAUUCUGAAAGAUUUAUUUGUAUAGGUUUGACUAUAGUUGAUGUAUUGAUAUAAAAAGAAAAUCAUUAAAAGGGAAAAGUUUC